Molecule: messenger RNA, 1402 nt
Organism: Dioscorea cayenensis subsp. rotundata (Guinea yam)
Lineage: Eukaryota; Viridiplantae; Streptophyta; Magnoliopsida; Dioscoreales; Dioscoreaceae
Product: protein TIC 20-I, chloroplastic-like
Exons: 3
Coding region: 393-1217 (274 amino acids)
Source: RefSeq, a predicted model, not a curated record
GAGAUAAUCCUUUCUAUUCCCAGCCCUAAUAAUCUCUUUUGGUUCUCCCCUCAGCCUCAGCCUCAGCCUCAGCCUCAGCCGUCUCAUCACCGUGAUUCACAUCACAAGCCGCAGCCGCUUGCCGUCCCGACGCGCCUGGCUUGCCAAGAGUAGCAGAGACGAUCAGAGGUCGAGCUGAGCCCUCUCACACUUAGCUCAAUUGCACCGCUAAGAUUUUGUUUCUUGUUUCUUGUGGAAGUUGCUGGAUUAUAAUAAGUCGGUGUUCAGAGCCUCACCGCCUUCGACUUUUGAGAGCCUGAAACCCUACUUAUCUCCUCUUUGUCUCUCUCUCCCUAUCAAUCUCUCUGCUUCCUCAGGAACGAGAUUCAAAAGGUAGCUGUUAUCUGAACGUUAUGAUUCUCAAUGGAAGCGUGGCCUCUGGUACCAUGGCUAUGAAACUUGGCCCUUGCAAUGUGAAACAAAGGAGUUUCUUAGCUCACUCCCGUCUCGGAAAUACUCCUUCCUAUGUCUCUAUUGGUUUUGGUGGAUUUCCAAAACUUAAAGGCUUGUCCUUAGCUCAUCAAGAAAGAAAUGUGUUGCCCUUGAGAGGGGGAUCCACCCAAGACUUUGUGGGACCAUCUAUAUUCCCAAUUGAAGGAGAUUUUGCCAGCUUACAAAAUAAGAAGCCUUGGUCGCCCUGGAGCUGCAAAGUUAAGAGUUCAUUUGUCUGUAAAGCAUCGAAGAGUUUGAUCUAUCCUCAGAUGGAGGCUAAGCCACAGUGGUGGUGGAGGAGUCUAGCAUGUGUUCCCUAUCUACUUCCUAUCAGCGACACAUUGGUGCAAGCAGCACUUGCCUUUCAGCUGACAAACUUCUUGGAAGAAGUUGAUUUUCUGACAUUUCCCUUGAUCAGCACUUUCACACUGUUGCCUGGUUGGGCUUUGAUAGCAAUGUCUACGGUGGGGUAUAUCUGCAUUGUAAGGAGGAAAGAAUGGCCACAUUUCUUGAGGUUUCAUGUAGUGAUGGCGAUGUUGCUCAGUUCAGCUGUUCAGGUUGUUGGUAUUGCAAGCCACUGGCUCCCCCGUUCAGUGUACAAUGGCGGGAUUCAGAGAUAUUUUUGGUCGACUGUUGUGUAUUUGCAGCUGCUUGUGUUGUUGGAAUGCAUAAGGUGUGCACUUGGAGGCGUCUAUGCAGAUGUCCCUUUUGUGAAGGACGCAGCACGCAUCCAUACAGAGGCAUGAUUAGAUCAUUAAAAAACUACCUGGGGCUCUUUUGUGUUUCCUUUUACCUCCCUAUUAUACCACCAUUUUUUUUUUUUAUUAAAUUUUUAGUAUUUUAUAUAAUUAGUACUGCUAUUACAGCUGUGAUGUAAAUAUAUACAGACUGGCCUUCAUACUUAUGGCAUCAUAUCAGUGUUUGUUUAUGA